AUGGAGGACAUCCAGCACAUCCCCGGGCAGGAGGCGCGGCAGGAUGCGCCGUGGACCGGCACGUCGCCCACAAGGCGAGUGGCAGCGGGGCUGAAGCGGACUUUCACGCUGACCCUCGAGAGCUACGCGUUCGGGCCCGCCGCGAGCUUCGCCCCCGGGCUGGACAGCGACGACGCCGGCGCCUUCGCGGAGGGCUACCGGGCGUGCCGGACGUCGAGCAUCCGCAGCAGCGUCCUCAGCGAGGUCGGCAGCAUGGUGCCGUCGAGGGUGCCGUCGAGGGACUGGACCCCGAACGACGGCACCUCCUCGUUCUCGGCAUCGGUGGCCAACCUCACGAAGUCCAUGGUGGGCAUCGGCAUGCUGACCCUCCCCCGGGCGUUCGCGGACUGCUCCGUGCUCCUGGCCGUGGGCGCGCUGAUGUUCUGCGGGGCGCUCUCAGCGGUGUCCUUCUUCCUGCUGGGCUACUGCGCUCACGUCACGAACACCCGCACCCUGCCGCAGCUGUGGGAAGCUACCGUUGGAGGGACCUCGGAGCACGCCGUUCGUGGAGCUCAUUGUGCUAGUGGACACCUCCCUGAGCUGCGUCGCCUUCGCGCUCCUCAUGGCCGACUACGCCACGCUGAGCGUGGGAGGCCUCUGCCCGCAGCUGCCGGAGCUCGCCCGCUCCCGCCGCAGCCUCGUGGCCCUGAUCGUGCUCUCGGUGCUGCUGCCCCUCUGCAUGGCCAAGCGCUUGUCCCUGUUGCGGUUGUCCUCCAUGGUCGGCCUGGCGUGCACGUUGUACGUUUUCUCGCACGUCGUCGGCGACUUCGCGGUGGGGGCCGCCGAGGAGCAGGUCCAGCUGCAGUGGUUCAGGAUGAUUUCGACCAGCUGGGCUGCUGA
This is a messenger RNA of Prorocentrum cordatum, 879 nucleotides long. The record is from the annotation of a GenBank genome assembly. NCBI's taxonomy places the organism in Eukaryota, Dinophyceae, Prorocentrales, Prorocentraceae.